AUGGACCCCGAGUCCUCUGAUAGCGAUGUCUCUGUUGGAGGUGGAGAUGAGUAUAGGUUUGCAAGUCCAUUGACAGCUCCCGUACCAUUGCCACCUCCACCAUCAAAGCAUGCUCUGGAAUCUUCCGACGCUGUUUCCGCUCGUCUGGAUGAAUUACUUCGAGUCGAGGAACAUAACAUCAAAAAGUAUGAUCUCCUCAAAGCAAAACGAAAUCGAAAGGACGAGAAAAUCCGACGAAAACGUGAAAUCCAAGACAAGAAAAUUGCCGCCAUCACCGAGGCACGGCGACGCCGCGACGCUAGAAUCGAGGCUCGUCGUAAACGUGAGGAUGCUGCUUUCACUCAGUUCGAUCAUGAGCUUGAGGAUGAAGAAAGCAACCUUCGCCGUCGACUGAAGCGACUGAAACGUGGGCUACCACCCGAUGAGUCACCUCAACCCGGAGCUGCUCGCAUUGCAUCUGCAUCAAUGUCACCUCCAGGUCAAGGGCUCUCCACGAUACCUCCACCACCCAAGCGACAUCAAGUUGGACCUCCAGGUCAACCAGAUGCAGUCAAUCCAGCACACUCACGCCCGGCCGAACAACGGACCGUGCCACCUGUCACAACCAGCGAACCUCAGUCUUAUUCAUUCUAUCGCAACAUGAACUCUUCAUACAACAGUAGGCCUUAUCACUCAGCGUCCUACUCCACCACGUCUAGUUCCACCACGCCAGCUACAACCGCCAAUGGACCGAAUCACUCUACCCAACCAGCGGCUGAUCGGUCGUCUCUCAAUCCUCUUGGACAUCCUGGUUCCCCUCAUUCCAGACCUCCAUCAAGCUCUCAUUCUCCUGCCACUUCAACUUCCAUUGCAAAUCCUCCUCCACGUGUGAUCUCAUCGAGUUAUGACACCAGACCGCCUCCAGCUACGACCUCAUCUGGUUUUGCUUCCAUCAACGCACCAACAAAUACGGGUUUUGCUUCAAUCAAUCCUCGCACAGCUGCCACACCCCCAACAGCUCAUGCCGGUCCGACCAGACCUUUACAGGAUUUAGAUCACAAGACCCCAAGUCAGCCUAUCGGAAGCAACGGUAUUGAUAGCACGCGAUUCCACUCUUAUACUAAUACACCCUCAACGACCCCGACACUCGCUGCAAAUACCGCAAGCAAGCGGACCCCGUCUACUACUCAUCCAUAUCAGAUGUCGGAAGCGUUUGCCAAUAGGCAUCAUCACUGUGAGCGUGUUGACGCAAUCAAUCGUGGCAUUUGGACUUCAUAUGGCGUUGGAGGCACGCAAGAGCAUCCUGUUGGCCCGGCCACAGAGAUGUAUCUCCGUUGCAACCAUGAUGGCUGUUCUCGAAUUGAUUGGCGCACCGUUCACGGCCUACAAUGCCAUAUCGUAAAGAAUCACGAACAACCCAAAGGAACUAUCGGUAGUCUCGAUAAAGCUUUGGAAAAAUAUGGUGUCCCCGUGAAGGAGGUCGAGGAUUACGAGCGUGAGCAUGGAAGAGGCUCUGCAGGUACGGUAGCCGAUCCAAAGAACCACAAAAUCAAGGUCAAAACAAAGGAAGCUUUGAAUGCUAGCCCAUACGGCCGUACCGGGACUCCAGGCCCAUAUGGAGUUGACCCUCAAGCAAGACCUGCAGGUUAUAGACCAAGUCCAACACCGACGAGCGACAGUCCUACCUUGUCUGAUGAAAUCAAACGCAGCCCUGUGACCGGAUUUACCAAUGGAGCCUCGAAGGACGUCUCAAAGGCUGAUAACUCUAUCCGGGCCAAUCCAUCCGCAAUACCGCCCAAAGUUCCAUCAAAUGCGAGCCCAAUUUCUUCUGCUCCUGUAGCACAAAUGCGAUCUGACUACCGGACAGACUGGAUGGGUCGCCCUCUCCAGAUGCAGACGCCUUCGAGACUCGAUCCAGAACAGAAGAAACUCCAAGGCGACUUUGGUGCAUCGAGCUCAUCAUCUCCUGCCCAAAACAAAGCUCCAAUUCUUGCUCGGCCCGCAGUCUCUGGUGGACCGGUCCAAUCCAAUCACGCUCCUCAAGCUAGUGCACCAACCACUGCAACAGCACCUACAGCAUCCGCUGGACCACAGCCACCAAAAUCGCCCUCCGCAGAAGUGAAGCCUGCAGCACCAUCCGUGCCAGCCCUUAGUGCCGCGACCCCUACAUUGCCCGUAGCUGUAGCCCCAAAUGCCACCGGCGAGGCAACGUCGGUUCAACUAAAGAAUGAGCAAGAUGAUGCAGGUACCACCAAGAACGUUGCUCCUCAGGCACAGGGAUCAGACACAGACAUUCAAAUGACUGGGACAGAGCAACCCGAGGUCGGCAAGCAAUCUUCUCCAGUAGGCACAGCAAAGGAGAACGGAAAUUCUGAGCAGACCCCUAUGAAACAGGCUCCUCAAAGCCCGGAUGACAAUAGCGAAGAUCAAUCAGAGACCAUUGUUGUUGAUGGCGAUACCGGCAAAGCAAUUAAUGACAUUUCUGGAGCCCGGAAAUCCAAUCUUCAGUCGCCAACAAUUACGGCAAAGACCCUUACCGCCACUACUCCUGGUAGUGCAAGACGCCCAAGUCGACGCCUUAGUACGGCCCGAACAUCAGUUGAUACUGACGGAGACUCAUCCUAUACCAAGGAAAAUCGAAGCGCUACAAACACGAAUGGAGAUAUGGAUGACAAAGACGAAAAGGACAGCAAAGAUGAGAGAGAGAAAACCCCUCAACGACGGUUUGCGAGUGGUCGCGUUUUAAGACGUGGUAGAGUUUGA
Molecule: messenger RNA, 2742 nt
Organism: Exophiala bonariae
Lineage: Eukaryota; Fungi; Ascomycota; Eurotiomycetes; Chaetothyriales; Herpotrichiellaceae
Exons: 2
Coding region: 1-2742 (913 amino acids)
Source: RefSeq, a predicted model, not a curated record